GAAGUGCGUUUGAAAUCAAAAUAUUUUUAUUGUUACAUUCAAGAAAUUAACCGACAUCGAUCAUUGAAAUUGUAAUUUUGCAAAAAAUGUGAAAAUGAGUUAUUUACCUGGCACCGCAAGUUUAAUCGAAGAAAUAGAUAAGAAAUUACUAGUUGUACUAAGAGACGGCAGAACACUAAUUGGAUAUCUCAGGAGCAUUGACCAAUUUGCUAAUCUAGUUUUACACAGAACAAUAGAGAGGAUACAUGUUGGUAAGAAGUAUGGAGACAUACCAAGAGGUAUAUUUGUAGUCAGAGGAGAAAAUGUUGUCCUGCUUGGAGAAAUUGAUUUAGCAAAUGAAAAUACUCUACCAUUGGAAGAAGUUUCAAUUGAUGAAAUUUUAGAAAUGCAGAGGGAAGAACAAUUAAUUAAACAAGAAGAGGAAGAAAGAAAAAAGAAGGCAAUGUUAGAACGUGGACUACAGCCUCAUUCUGAACUACAUGAUGACAUGUUUUAAAAUUCUAAUUUGCCUACAUCCGGGUGAAUCAGCGAUCAGGAUUUAAUUGGUUCAUGCAAAAUACAGUCUUGUGAUAUUUGAAUUCACAAUGUGGAGUUUUAUACUUUAAAUAAUAAUGCUUUUAAAAAGUGCUAAAAUAAUGAUCUGCCAUACAAUAUUUUGUUCUAAAGAUAUGUUUUGUGAAAGGCAUUCACAAAUGUUAACAUAAAAACUACAUGAAUUUGAUAUGAUAAAUAAUUCUGUUGAAUAAAGAUAAUUCAACUUGCAAUUA
Messenger RNA from Mytilus californianus (California mussel), 767 nucleotides. Its product is annotated as U6 snRNA-associated Sm-like protein LSm1. Lineage: Eukaryota; Metazoa; Mollusca; Bivalvia; Mytilida; Mytilidae. The transcript is spliced from 4 exons. The record is from RefSeq and is a predicted model, not a curated record. Gene Ontology annotation, biological process: deadenylation-dependent decapping of nuclear-transcribed mRNA. The coding region runs from base 95 to 496 and encodes 133 amino acids. Gene Ontology annotation, cellular component: Lsm1-7-Pat1 complex; P-body. Gene Ontology annotation, molecular function: RNA cap binding.